This is a messenger RNA of Paramecium tetraurelia, 771 nucleotides long. RefSeq lists its product as uncharacterized. The transcript has 2 exons. The record is from RefSeq and is a predicted model, not a curated record. Lineage: Eukaryota; Ciliophora; Oligohymenophorea; Peniculida; Parameciidae.
AUGUAAAUAAAUGGCCGUUUGUAAUUCGACUUAAAACUAGAUGAUAAAGAUUAUAAAAUAAGUGGCAACAUUUUCUUGAAAGACAACCUAUCUACUGAUGUUGAGAAAGAAGCAGAAACAAUUGCCAAUCGAAUCGUCGAAAAAGUCCGAUAAAAAUCAUUAAACAAAUCAAUCAAUAAAUCUGUGUAAAACAAAUACGAAUCAUAAUCAGCCACCAAAUUUAGUCAAACUGAACAUUUCAAAUCAGUUGAACAAUGCAAUUCUCGAUAAGAAACUCUAAAAAAUGACUAUAAAUAACCAUAUGUUUCAGAAUAUCAGAGUGAGCAUAGAUCCUCUUUGAACUUCAAUAAUGAAAAUCAAUAAUUAGAUAUUUGUGAAUUAAUUACACCUUAAAAACAUAAAAUACGUCACACUAAAUCUCAACAAUGCAUUAAAAAAGAUUAACCAAUUAAUAAAUAGUCUACUAUCUAAUUAGCAGAAAGCUAAAUUAUUAUCGAAAACAAUAGCAACAGCAAAACUAAAAAUGGAAAACAUAUUAUUUAAUUGAUAGAUAAUGCUCAUAAUCUGAUCAGAAAGAACUCUUAAAUUUUAAAUAAAGUUUAACUCUAGUCUCCUCUUAAAUCAUCUAUUAAUACCAAAUCAUCUCUAAGUAUCAAAUCUUCAAUCAAUGCAUCAUCUAAUAAAAAGAAAGAAGAUAUUGUUACUCAACUAUUAGGAAGUUUAAGAAAUGCAAAAAAAAUUAAAGAUGAAUACUAAAAAAGAUUCUUUUGA